Messenger RNA from Ipomoea triloba (trilobed morning glory), 1317 nucleotides. RefSeq names its product zinc finger protein ZAT1-like. The transcript has a single exon. Bases 1 to 1317 code for a protein of 438 amino acids. The record is from RefSeq and is a predicted model, not a curated record. Lineage: Eukaryota; Viridiplantae; Streptophyta; Magnoliopsida; Solanales; Convolvulaceae.
AUGGGAGAAGUCCAAGAACCGAAAUUCUUCUGCAAGUUCUGCAACAAAGCUUGCUUUACUGGGAAAUCAUUGGGAGGUCACAUGCGUUGCCAUCUGGACCUAAUUGCAGCUGCCAAAAAGCAAAAACUCAAACCCCAAAGCUCAGAAGGGGAAGAUUUGGGUGUUUCAGAGGAAUCCAUGGCUAACAAGAAUCAAGAAAAGGGGAAGAGAAUGAGCUUUGGGGAAAAUGGGGAUCAAGCUAGCUAUGGUUUAAGAGAGAAGCCAUUGAAAUCUUGGAAAGUGUCUGAUUCAAAGCAUUGUGGGUUGAAAAAGAGGAAUAAGGAUCUCUGUAAAGAGUGUGGGAAAAGGUUCCCUUCUGUGAAAGCUCUAGCAGGGCAUUUGAAGUGCCAUUCAAGAAAAGGGAGUGGAAUAGAAGAAGAAGAAGAAGAAGAAGAAAAUCAUCUAUGCAAGAAAUGUGGGAAAGGGUUUGAUUCCAUUAGGGCUUUAUAUGGCCACAUGAAGAUCCAUUCCAAGAGAUCAAAGCCCUCCUCCUCCUCCAAUGGAGAAGAAUCAACCCAAAACUUAUCAGAUUUGGAGACCAUGUGUCCUGUCCGGAAAAAACGCUCAACAAUUAGGUACAAACUCACCUCUUCAUCAAAUCCCCCACUUUCUGCAGUUUCUGAGUUUGAAGAGGCCCAAGAUGCUGCCAUGUGUUUGAUGAUGCUUUCCAGGGGAGUUAAAACCUGGAAUGAGUUUCUUUCUUCUGCAAACUGUGAAGAAAGCCCUCCAUUUUUCUACAAGGAAGAAAUGCCAAUCAGUGGUGAUGAUGAUGAGGAGGAUAAAGACAGCAUUUCUUGGAAAAAUAUUUCUGAAAUUUGUGUCAAUGGGUGCCUCAGAAUUGAGCCAUUCAAGAACCCCGAAAUGGACGAAACUUCUUUUGAUCUUCAUUAUCUGGAAAUGGGGGAAACUUUUCAAACUUCCACUUCCAUUCAGGUUUCUGAGGCUAAACCGAAGCUCGAAGCUCGGGCCGAAUGCAAUCUCAAUACAAUGGAGGUGGAAACAGUAAUGGGAAUUCCAGAAACAGGAACAAGAAGCAGGGAGCAUUCAUGUCCAGUUUGCUUCAAGGUUUUCCAAUCUGGGCAGGCUUUGGGAGGGCACAAGAGGGCUCAUUACAGUGCCACCAUUGAACCCAAGGUGAAAAAGGAGAAUCUUUCUGAUAUUCAUGAGUUUCUUGAUCUGAAUCUCCCUGUAAAUGCUGCCACUGGAACAGCCAUGGAUGGUGCAAUGGAGGACAGGCUAUGGUGCAUUGGCAGUGCUGGUCUGCUCAUCUCUAACUAA